AUAAGGAAGUUGUUUUCUUUUCUUCCCGAUUCUUAAAAUGCUAUAAAGCUAAGAGAGCAAAGUGUGGGUUUCACAGGACACCAUGACCUUCACAUUCAUACUGCUGUUGCUCUGUGCCUUUUGGGGAGCUGAAGGCACUUGGAUUGUUGGUGGCAAAGACGCUGUCCCGCACUCGCGGCCGUACAUGGCCUCACUGCAAAUCGAACGUCAACAUAUCUGCGGCGGAGUGCUCAUCAGAGAGGAUUUUGUGCUCACAGCAGCACAUUGCGACUUAAUGAUACCAUUCACAGUUGUGCUUGGAGCAGAUACACUGGAAGCCAAUGAGCCAACAAAGCAGAGUCUUCGUGUUCUCAGAUCCUUUCCCCAUCCGAACUACAAUGAACUUGCAAAUGACAUCAUGCUGUUGAAGCUUAGCAGCAGGGCAAAUCUCACUAAAGAAGUGCAGUUGAUCUCUCUGAAGUCUGAUCGCGUCAAAACAGGAAGUAGUUGCAUCACAGCAGGGUGGGGGGACAUAGCGGACAACAGAACGUUGGCAAACAGGCUGCAGGAGCUCAAUGUCACAGUUAUGGCACCACGUACAUGUCAGAGAAGAUGGAGAGAAGUUCCCAUAGCCAGAUCGAUGGUUUGUUCCAUGGGUUCACGAAACAGACAGGGCUUCUGCUCGGGGGAUUCAGGAGGCCCCUUGGUGUGUGACGGAGCUUCAGCUGGUGUCGUCUCCUUCUCCGGGCGUCGAUGUGGAGACCAAAGGACUCCUGAUGUUUACACACGUGUUGCCUCUUUCAGGCAGUGGAUUGAAAAAGUGCUGACUGAAAAUUAGAUAAAAUACCUUUACUUGGUACUUUUUCUACUUUCAAAGGCAAAACGAACAAAUUGUUCUGUAUUCCUAAUCUAAAUUUUCUUUUACUGUAAAGUCUUUACUACCUUUAAAAGUUACAUAAAAGGUCUGCAAAAAUUCAUUAAAUCGCAACAGUGAGUGGGUGAGGAGAGGGGAUUAGAAUGUAUUCAUUUCUUAUGGAAAACAGGAUCUGAUGCAAAAAUAUCAAAGAUGGAUAAUGGAUAGAGCUUGUGAAAAUCUGUUGCUUUCAAUCCUAUAUUGUGAUGGUCAAUUAAUAAAUUAUCACUUUCAUAUGCACAUUUCUAUUACAAGUGAACCCAGGUCAAAAUACAAUUAACUAAUUUUGGUAAUCUUGAAUUAAAUGUUUUUAACUGCGUAUGGAAACUUCUUGGGCCACCGUAGUUUGAGAUUUGGCAUCAUUGUUAUAUACAUCAUACAGCAUGUCGUCACUUUCCUAAAAUAAUGGCCUAAGUCAUGUUUUGGCAAAAAAAAAAAAAAAAAAAAUUUUGCCAAAAUCCCUCUUGUAAAAAAAUGACUUAUUAUUUGAGGACAAUGUCAGAACAUAUGAAUAUGUGUUCCAAUUUAAUAACUCAUUUCUAUUAAUUUAUAAGUAUAAUGUGUAACUUUGAGUAUCCUCUUUAUAAUACAGAGUAUUUUCAGUUGGAGGCUUCUUCAUAACCACUGCAAUGCAUAUCUGUAGAGGAGAUCCUUCCUGCCCACACUCAUCAUCCAUUGCAACUUUUAAGUAUCUUGGAUAAUAGGAGUUAAGAUAACAUUUAAUUAACAUUGUGAUCAAUAAAGUACUUUUCAAUUUGAA
Gambusia affinis (western mosquitofish) is the source of this 1652-nucleotide messenger RNA. Its product is annotated as mast cell protease 1A-like. Lineage: Eukaryota; Metazoa; Chordata; Actinopteri; Cyprinodontiformes; Poeciliidae. Bases 83 to 817 code for a protein of 244 amino acids. The record is from RefSeq and is a predicted model, not a curated record. Gene Ontology annotation, biological process: proteolysis. Gene Ontology annotation, molecular function: serine-type endopeptidase activity. The transcript is spliced from 5 exons.